CUACGUCUUUUUUCAUACACGACUAGAGCGUUACUGCCUGGAAAGAAGAGCUCGAAGGCCAAAAUUUUUUUUCACUGUAUUAUCAGGCGGCUUCGACGAAUUCCAAUUUACACAGCGUCCGUUUUUAUAUUUCGCAUAACCUUAUUGUCUUUACCAGACUACACUUGCAGCCAUGGGAAAGAAGAAGGGAAACAAGAAGGGAGGAUACGACGAAGAUAUCUGGGCUGAUGAUCUCGUAGAGGAUCCCAUUGAGACAGCCAUGGCCAACACUGCCGAGGACGAAGACAUGGGCGGCGGCGGCGGCCUGAUGAACAUGAUCUCGCGGGCAAAGAAGAACAAGAAGAGCAAGAAGAGUGCUCCCACACCAUCGGCGAGGAGGAAGAGGAAGGAGGAGGAGGAGCCCACGCCAGCCGAGACACCAGCCGCUGCUUCUGAAGACGAGCCGGAUGUCCCGCAGAUGGCGUCGAAAAAGAACAAGAAAAAGAAGAAGGGCAAGGGCGGAGCCUCCACACCACAGCCGAUCGAUCUUGCCGACGAGCCCACUGACGAGCCAGUGGUUGUCAUCAAGACGGCCAAGCAGAAGGAGCGCGAGAAGAAGGAGCGCGCCAAGCUGCUGAAGAAGCAGAAGGCCGAGGAGGCCAAGGCCAAGAAGGAGGCAGAGCUGCGCGAGCUCGAGGCUACCCUGGGCACUGCCAAGAUCGACGACGACAAGCCUGCUGAGGACGACGCUGCUGAGGGCGGUGCCAGCAAGAAGAACAAGAAGAACAAGAAAAAGAAGGGGAAGAAGGGCGGUGAUGACGAGGACGAGGAGGCUGCCGCACCUGCCCCGGCGUCUGCCCCGACGAAGAAGGAGAAGGAGAAGGGUGGCAAGAAGAAGAAGGGUGCGCCGAUCGCGGCUCUGCAGAAGAUGGUCGAAGAGCAGCGGAGGCGUGAGGAGGAGAUGCGCAAGGCCCAUGAGGAGGAGAUGCGGCGAAUUGAGGAGGAAGAGCGCCGGAUUGCCGAGGAGGAGGCUCGUCUGGAAGCUGAGCGCGAGGCCAAGCGCGAGGCCGACCGUUUGCGUCGUGAGCAGCUGAAGAAGGAGGGCAAGCUGCUGACCAAGAAGCAGAAGGAGGCCAAGGCGCGUCAGGAGCAGGCGCUCAAGGCGCUGAUGGCAUCUGGUGCCCAGGUCGCUGGUCUGGCGGAGCGGGAGGGCAGUGGCGAUGCUGGUGCCAAGAGCGGCGGCCGUCGUGGCGGCCAUCGCGAGGCUGAGGAGCGCAAGCGCCGUGCUGCCGAGCGCAAGAAGAAGGAGGAGGAGGAAGAGCGCAAGCGCAAGGAGGAGGAGGAGGCUGCUCGUAAGAAGGCUGAGGAGGAGGCCGAGGAAGAGAGUGAUGGUGAUGCUGGCGAUGACUGGGAGGCAUUGCUUGAAAGGCCUCUGACGACGAGGACGACGACGAUCAAGGACAGCUGGGACCAGUCGUCUGAUGAGGAGGAGGAAGAGGAAAAGAAGCCUGCCCCUAAGGCUGCCCCUGCCGCCAAGGGCAAGGCUCCGGCUAAGCCUGCCGAGUCGGAGAGCGAGAGCGAGAGCGAGAGCGACAGUGAAUCCGACUCUGACGAUUCGUCGGACUACAGCUCGUCUGAGGAGGAGAUGACUGCCGCUGAGCGCCAGGCGUAUGAGCGUAAGCAGGCUGCUGCUGCUCGUCGCCAGCAGCGCAUGAAGGAUGCCAUGGCUGCCCGGUCCGCCGAUGACUUGCGUUCGCCCAUCUGCUGUAUUCUUGGACACCUGCUCGACAAGAUCCGCCAGACCAACGUCCAGGAGGGCGAAGCUGGCGGUAUCACCCAGCAGAUCGGUGCUACCUACUUCCCGGCCGAUGCCAUCAAGCAGAAGACCGCAGCCAUCAACACCAAGGGCAAGCUGGAGAUCAACGUGCCUGGCCUGCUCAUCAUCGAUACCCCGGGACACGAGUCGUUUACCAACCUGCGUUCGCGUGGUUCGUCGCUGUGUAACAUUGCGAUCCUGGUCGUCGAUAUCAUGCACGGUCUCGAGCCCCAGACUCUCGAGUCGCUGCGCCUGCUGCGUGACCGCAAGACGCCCUUCAUUGUCGCUCUGAACAAGGUCGACCGCAUCUACGACUGGAAGCCCAUCCCCAACAGCCCGUUCCGUGACAGUCUUAAGAGCCAGCCCCAGCACUCGCAGCGCGAGACACAAUCACCGCUUUUCGCCGAGCAGGGACUCAACGCACGCGUCUACUAUGAGAACCCGAAGAUGACCAAGUACGUGUCGCUGGUGCCCACGGUAUUCCCGACAUUCUCGGUCCUGCUCGUUGGCCUGACACAGACCCACAUGUCCGACAAGCUCAUGUAUCUGUCCGAGCUCGAGUGCACUGUGCUUGAGGUCAAGGUUGUUGAGGGUCUUGGAACCACCAUUGACGUCGUCCUGUCCAACGGUGUUCUUCAUGAGGGCGACCGGAUCGUCGUGUGCGGCUUGGACGGCCCCAUCGUCACCAACGUGCGUGCACUGCUCACACCCCAGCCCAUGCGUGAGCUGCGUGUCAAGUCGGCCUACGUCCACCACAAGUCGAUCAAGGCCGCUAUGGGUGUCAAGAUCACUGCGCCGGGUCUCGAGCGCGCCAUCGCUGGUUCGCGCCUGAUGGUUGUUGGUCCUGACGAUGACGAGGAGGAGCUCAUGGACGAGAUCAUGUCGGAUCUCACCUCGCUCAACGACGCCAUCGACAAGUCUGGCCGCGGUGUCUGGGCUCUGCUCGAGUUCCUGCGCGUGUCCAAGAUCCCGGUGUCGGGAAUCAACAUCGGCCCGGUCCACAAGAAGGACGUGACCCGUGCCUCGGCCAUGCUGGAGAAGGCCAAGGAGUUUGCCGUCAUGCUUUGCUUUGAUGUCAAGGUCGACAAGGAGGCUGAGGAGCUGGCCGACGAGUUUGGUGUCAAGCAGAAGCGCAAGGACCAGGCGCCGCAGGCUAUCUUCCCGUGCACGCUCAAGAUGAUCAAGGGCGCCGCUUUCAACAAGCGCGACCCGCUGAUUAUCGGCUGCGACGUCGUUGAGGGCCAGCUGCGCCAGGGGACGCCGGUGUGCGUCGCCAAGUGGGACCCCGAGACCAAGACCCGCGAGAUCAUCAACCUGGGCAAGGUUUCCAGCAUGGAGAUCAACCACAAGCAGGUCGAGGUCGUGCGCAAGGGCGAGUCUGGUGCUGGUGUCGCUGUCCGCAUUGACUGCCCUGUCUAUGACACGCCCAAGAUGUACGGUCGCCACUUCACCGAUGAGGACGAGAUCUACUCGCACAUCACUCGUGGCAGUAUCAACGUACUGAAGGAGAGCUUCCGCAAUGACGUGUCCAAGGAGGAGUGGGCACUGAUUAUCAAGCUCAAGAAGAUCCUCGACAUCAACUAAGCAAGGGUGUGUCUUCGUUACUAUCCUUCUACCACUACCAAUAUCAAUAGCCAAUGGACCAUAUGUUUCG
Messenger RNA from Linderina pennispora, 3449 nucleotides. RefSeq lists its product as uncharacterized. The transcript has 9 exons. The record is from RefSeq and is a predicted model, not a curated record. NCBI's taxonomy places the organism in Eukaryota, Fungi, Kickxellomycota, Kickxellomycetes, Kickxellales, Kickxellaceae. Gene Ontology annotation, molecular function: GTP binding; translation initiation factor activity; GTPase activity. The coding region runs from base 173 to 3379 and encodes 1068 amino acids.